Rhizopus microsporus ATCC 52813 is the source of this 2311-nucleotide messenger RNA. RefSeq names its product ankyrin. The transcript has 3 exons. Gene Ontology annotation, molecular function: transcription regulator activity; DNA binding; protein binding. The record is from RefSeq and is a predicted model, not a curated record. Bases 28 to 1983 code for a protein of 651 amino acids. Gene Ontology annotation, cellular component: MBF transcription complex; SBF transcription complex. Lineage: Eukaryota; Fungi; Mucoromycota; Mucoromycetes; Mucorales; Rhizopodaceae.
AAAAAAAGAGAAACAGUAUAAAGCAUAAUGGCAAAUUCACAACAAGUAUUCCAAGCAACUUAUUCAGGUGUACCAGUGUACGAAAUGCUUUGCAGAGGAGUAGCUGUGAUGCGCAGAAAGUCAGAUUCCUAUUUGAAUGCUACUCAGAUAUUAAAAGUCGCGGGUUUUGAUAAACCACACAGAACUCGUAUUUUGGAAAGAGAAGUACAAACAGGACAACACGAGAAAGUUCAAGGCGGCUAUGGAAAAUACCAAGGUACUUGGGUUCCAUUAGAACGUGGCGAUAAGAGUCCACCGAUUGCGCCAAAGCAUACAACAGCAGCUUCAGCACGGGCCAAGAAGGCCGCACGUGAGCCGCGACCGGUGAGAAAGAGAGUAAGGAGAGAAAUGGUAGAAGAAGACAUAUCAGACAUAGACGACAUGUCUCAUCAUGGUAUUCAUAUUCUUCCUGCUCCAGUAGAAGCAGCUGCAAGUCCCGGUAGACGAACAAGACAUGUCAAGGAAAGGCGGCACAACAAUAAGCCUGCCGUCGUAAAAGAGGAAAGACCAGAGGUAAAAGAACCAGCUGUCGAGCCAGCGAUUAUUGUGGAUGAUCCGGUCAUCGAUGAUUAUGACUCUAGAGAAAAGACAUAUGCUCAAAAGCUGCUUCAAUUUUUCAUGUCAGGGCGUCAAGGCAUACCUUCUUUACUGGCAUAUCCCUCCCGUGAUCUCGAUCUGAACUUGAUCAUUGACGAUGAGGGGCACACAAGUCUCCAUUGGGCCUCAGCUAUGGCUCGUAUCGACAUUGUCAAGACUCUUAUUGAUCAUGGUGCAGAGAUUGAUAGAGUCAAUUAUCAGGGACAAACAGCCUUGAUGCGUAGUGUCUUGUUCACAAACAACUUUGAUGAAAAGACAUUUGACACUCUACUCACAUUCUUACGCCCCACUGUGUUCCAUAUUGACAAGAAGGAUCAAACGGUGUUUCAUCAUAUCGCGACCACAGCAGGUUCUAAAGGGAAGGUACAUGCCUCUCGUUACUAUAUGGAAUGUCUUAUCAACAAGCUAAGCUCAAAUCGAUCAGAACUGAUAUCUAUUUUAAACGUCCAAGAUGCGUAUGGUGACACAGCAUUGACCAUUGCGGCACGUAUUGGAAACAAGCGCCUGAUCAAACUCUUGAUCGAUGCUGGAGCCAGUACGGAGAUAGCGAAUGAAGAUGGAAUGACGUCUAGAGACUAUAUCAACGAAAUGGAAAGACGUAGUGCCGGUGAAUUUUCGUCUCUGCUGCCCUUCCAGACCAACAAUGACAUUUUACUCGCCGAUGCCAAUUCACAUGAAGCUCUAAGGCAAAAGGUGAACACCAUGUUCAAGCAAGUGAUCAGUAGCUUAAACAACAAUGAUGUUGUGCCACCUAUUUCAGAAGUAUUUGAUUCAUUUGCUGAAAGUUACGAACGGGAUCUGAUAUCAAAAGAGAAUUCAGUUCAAAAGAAAAGGAUAGAGUUGGAGCUCUAUACAAAGCGAUUGGCUGAGACAAAACGUGUGCUAGAAUCCAUCGUGUUUAAUGCUGAAGACACUAUUGCUUAUGAGGAAACAGGUAAAAGGGGCCUGCUGCUUGAAUCUAGGCUUAAGAAAUGGCUCCAGUUUAGUCAAAAAGAGACACUCUUGUACCUCAUCAAGGCUGCAGAAGACAAUCCUCAUAGUGGCAACACAGGUGCGACCAGCAGCAGUAGCACACCUCCAUCGGAACUGAUCGAAUUAAAGAAGACAGCUGAACUAUUGCAACAGGAGCUUGCAGAGUUGCAGAGCUCGAGGAAAGAUAAAGUACGAUCAUUGAUAAACAUCUUGUGUCAGAUACCUAGUAAAAAGUAUCAAGAUUACAAGAGACUGAUCUCGACAAGUUGCAAUAUUCCAUAUGAAAAUGUAGAAAUGAUGCUAGAGCCUUUACUGGCUUCAUUUGAGGAAGAAAACCUUCCUGAACGAGAAAUGACAGGUGUAUCCGCUUCAUAAUUUUAUAAAUAAACCGUAUUAUUUAAGACUGUUGGUUGUGCAAAAACUUCCUUGAUGUAAAUCCGUUUAAGGUUUUGAAGUGUAUGUUUAGUUUAUAUAAAAUAAAAGGAAUGCAAACUAAGCUUCAUUAUCUUCCAACACAAUGCUUUCAAUUUCAAAAUUAGAUUGUGAAGAAGAAGAAGAAGAAGAAUCUAGAGUCAACAACUCGCUCUGGAUGCUUGAUCCAUCCGUAUUCAUUAUCAUACUAGCAGCCUCGCUAUUUGAAAUUAAUGCUGACUCAGGCAUAUCGUCUCCUGUUGUCGUUGUUGCUAUCGAUGCUGAUAAAUCU